Molecule: messenger RNA, 1384 nt
Organism: Mytilus trossulus (common blue mussel)
Lineage: Eukaryota; Metazoa; Mollusca; Bivalvia; Mytilida; Mytilidae
Exons: 9
Coding region: 80-1270 (396 amino acids)
Source: RefSeq, a predicted model, not a curated record
CUCUUAUCUUGUUUCCACUGAACCGUAAUACAUCUGCUAGUUUAUUGUUAUCAUACAAGAGUUAUAUAGAGCCAAUAGAAUGGGAGACAUGCCUGCCUUCGGUAAGGAAAUGCGCGAAAAAGAAUUUGACCUGAAAGAUGGCGUCACAUUCAUUAACCACGGAUCAUUUGGUGUUGUUCCAUUGCGAGUACAAGAAGCACAAAACAGAGUUCUACGCGAAAUCAACAGCUUUCCUGAUCUAUGGUUCCGAAUAAACAGACGAGUAAAACAAGAUGCAUCUCUACGAUUGAUUGCUGAGUUUGUAAAUUCUGAAGCAGACGACCUGGUUUUCGUUCAAAAUGCUACAACAGGUGUAAACACUGUACUAAAGUCAUUCAAAUUUGACAAAGGAGACGUCAUUCUAUGCACUGACAAUACUUAUGCAGCUAUCAAAAGUACCUGUAAUGCAACUUCAGAACUACCUGGUGCUAAAGAUCUUCGCGUAGAAUAUAUAGACUUAAAAUUUCCUAUUGGGAAUGAAGAUGAAGUUGUAGAAAUGUUUCGGGAAUAUUUCAAGAAUAACCCGAAGGUUAAAUUAGCAGUUAUAGAUCACAUAACUAGUCCAUCAGCCAUAAGAAUGCCUAUUGAAAAGUUAAUACCACUUUGUAAAGAGUUUGGAGUAUUGUCAUUAAUAGAUGGUGCACAUGCGCCUGGACAGAUUCCUCUCAAUCUGAAAGAGUUGGAUGCCGAUUUUUAUACAGGUAAUUUUCAUAAAUGGCUGUACACACCACGUGGAUGCGCGAUACUUUACGUUAAGAGGACACACCAGAAUUGGGUUAGACCUCUUGUGACAUCGCAUGGGCAUAAAACAACAUUCCAGAAUGACUUUUUCGAACAGGGAACGCGAGACGACAGCCCAUAUUGUGUUGUACCGGACGCUUUGAAAUUCUACCAAGAUAUUGGCGGAUAUGAUAAACUGAACGCUUAUGUAGAUGACCUUUUAAACAAAUCUACCAACAUGUUAACAUCCGCAUGGAAGACAGAAAAACUGCAAAUUCCAAGAUCAAUGGAAGCACCAUUUAUGCGAAUGGUUCGUCUACCAAAUCUGGAAGGACUUUCAUCAGGCUCGAACAGCAAUCAGUACAUAGUGGAUACCAUGUUGAAUUACCAGAUUGUUGUGGCUAUAGUGUUCGUAGAUGGUGACUUCUAUUGCCGACUAAGUGCCAAUAUCUACAACACAGAACUUGAUUAUCAAACGUUGUGCCAUGUAAUAGAACGUCAAUUUGAAUAAAGGAAUAUAAUCAAACGUCCGGAGCUCUGAUUAACUUUCUUUAAUCUUUAUUUGUGUCCUAUGAACUAGAUUUUUUUCUCUUUGCAGAAUUUUUCCCCAUUGUAAUUGUGUAAC